AUGAAGAUGAAAUUCAUCGGACUAUUGGCUGCUCUCGUUCUCUUGGCCCUCUGCCUGGUCACCGGAGGAGAUGCGCAGAGAUUUGGAUUCGGCUAUGGCAGAUACGGUGGCUAUGGAAGAGGUUUCGGCGGAUACGGCGGUUAUGGCAGGGGAUUCGGAUACGGAAGGGGGUUUGGAGGAUACGGCAGGGGAUACGGAGGAUACGGAAGGGGAUUUGGAAGAGGCUUCGGCUUCUACGGCUAAUCUCUCCCAACUGCUCGGCAACUGCUCUACCGAAUGGUCUUUCCUGCACAUCGUUACUACACUCGUUUCUGUAACAUGCUGCUUCGAAAAUACUUCGCUUCUCUAUUUUUCAAUAAAAGUUCCUUGCUAAAAGAAAAUA
Molecule: messenger RNA, 382 nt
Organism: Darwinula stevensoni
Lineage: Eukaryota; Metazoa; Arthropoda; Ostracoda; Podocopida; Darwinulidae
Source: the annotation of a GenBank genome assembly